Castor canadensis (American beaver) is the source of this 2810-nucleotide messenger RNA. NCBI's taxonomy places the organism in Eukaryota, Metazoa, Chordata, Mammalia, Rodentia, Castoridae. The record is from RefSeq and is a predicted model, not a curated record.
UACGUGCGUUACUCUGAGGAUCAGGCUCCAGACCCCGGCGCGAGGCCGCUCUCUCCGGGCUGCGGUCACACCUCCGCGUCAGGGCCGAGGGUGCAGACCCGGACGUCUGCAGGCCCUCGCAGCCAUCUGGAACUCCAAGACCGGCCCUGCCCUUCGGACUGCGUCCUCUGAGGAUUGGAAAUGUGUGGAAAAGAGGAAAAGACGUCUACAGGUGCUAAAGAGACAAGCGCCUUGAAACAAGAAGAUGCUUCUAAAAGGAAAGCAGAACUAGAAGCAGCUGUGAAAAAGAAGAUUGAAUUUGAGAGAAAAGCUCUACGUAUUGUUGAACAGCUUUUGGAAGAGUGUAUUACAGAAGAAUUCCUAAAGGAGUGUGGGAAGUUCAUCACACCUGCUCACUACAGUGAUGUUGUAGAUGAGCGCUCUAUCAUCAAACUUUGUGGUUAUCCUUUAUGUCAGAAGAAGCUGGGAAUCGUACCAAAACAGAAAUAUAAAAUUUCUACCAAAACCAAUAAAGUCUAUGAUAUUACUGAAAGAAAGUGUUUUUGCAGCAAUUUUUGUUACAAGGCAUCUAAGUUUUUUGGAGCACAGAUUCCAAAAACUCCAGUAUGGGUUCGAGGAAAAGAGAGGCAUCCUGAUUUUCAGCUGCUGAAGGAAGGACAAAGGGGCCAUUCAGGAGAAGAAGUACAGUUAUGCAGUGAAGCCAUUAAAACCUCGGACAUUGACAAUCCUGGUCAUUUUGAAAAUGAGUAUGAAUCUAGCUCUUCUAGCACUUACAGUGAUAAUACCAGUGAUAACGAGCUAGACUUCAUUUCCUCCAUUCUACCAGGAAACAGACCAAAUGCAACGGGUACAAGGCCACAGCUGCACAAAAAAAGCAUAAUGAAAAAGAAAGCUGGUCAAAAAGCUGACUCCAAACAGAAAGACAAAGAGCAGAUGGUAGAAACUGUCACUGAGGAGUUAGGUAAUUGUAGAUUAGAUAGUCAGGAGAAAGCUACUACUUAUGAACUUCCUUUACAGAAAGUAAAUACUCAGAUUUCUUCAAAUAGUCCUUCGCAUGAAAGAUUAAAAGCUUCAACAAAUUCUGAAAAUAAAUGCAGUAUGUCAGAAAUAACUCUUGUAGGCAUAAGUAAGAAAAGUGCUGAGCAUUUUAAGAGGAAAUUUGCUAAAUCAAACCAAGUUUCUAGGUCAGCCUGUAGUUCAGUACAGGUGUGUCCUGAAGUUGCAAAGACAAAUUUACUUAAAGUUCUUAAGGAGACUUUGAUUGAAUGGAAGACAGAAGAAACUUUGAGGUUUUUGUAUGGCCAGAAUUAUUCUUCUGUGUGUCUGAAACCCUCAUCAAUCUCUCUGGUUAAUGAAGAACUUGAUGAAGAUGACAUAAAUUCUGACCCAGAUAGUCAUUCCUCUACCUUGAGGGAAUCUCAGAACAGCCUGGAUGAGUCUUUACCAUUUAGAGGCUCAGCUACAGCCAUUAAGCCACUGCCAAGUUAUGAGAACUUGAAAAAAGAAACUGAGACAUUGAAUCUGAAGGUCAAGGAGUUUUAUAGAGGACACUAUGUUUUAAAUGAAGAAACCACAAAAUCACAAGAUUCAGAACAGCUCAAUCCCAGCUUUCCACUGAUAGAUUCAAGUUCCCAGAAUCAGAUCAGAAAACGCAUCGUACUUGAAAAAUUGAGUAAAGUAUUGCCUGGACUUUUGGGUCCUCUUCAGAUUACAGUCGGAGAUAUUUACACUGAACUUAAAAAUCUUGUCCGAACAUUCAGAUUAACAAAUAGAAACAUUAUACACAAACCUACAGAGUGGACUUUAAUUGCUAUGGUGUUGCUGUCGUUACUGACCCCAAUUCUUGGCAUUCAGAAGCAUUCUCCAGAAAAUAUGAGGUUUACACAAUUUAUAGCAACUCUGCUCAAAGAAUUACAUUUAAAGAAUGAAGACCUUGAGAGUUUAACCAUCAUAUUUAAAACCAUCUGUUAACCAAACUGAUAUAUUCAGGAAGACUGAAUACGCGAACUUUUACUUAUCACAUAUGGAAUUCUACCCACAAUGAGGGUCCCAUGAUGGAUGACUGAUAACUGGCUUUGUUCGAAAAAAAUGAUCAUUACCUGCUCAGGUUUCUCAGGAUCUUGCAGUCUCUAACUGUAGAAGAUAACUUCCCGAGACAGAGGAGAACAAUUACUCCAACAAGAAUAACCAAGCUUUUGCAUCCCUAGCUACAAGACAUAGUCUUUUCAUUUGAAAAGGAAAAUUGAAGUCCUAAUUUUAAACUUGAAUGAACAUGCAAUUUGUGUGUGGCACUGAGGAUUGAAACAAGGAUCUUGCACUUGCUAGGCAAGUGCUCUACCACUAACACUACACCCCCAGCCCUUUUGUUUGUAUUUAGUUUAAGAGAGGGUCUUGCUAAAUUUUGCCCUGACAAGCUUCAAACUCACAAUUCUCCCUCUACCUCCUGAGUAGCUGGGAUUACAGGCAUGUAUACCACAUCCAGUUUGAAUGAAUAUUCAAGAAAAUGUAAUGACCUCUAAAUUUUUCUGGAUGAUUCCAGCCAUUGUAUCAGUUGACCAAAACAUUGAAAAAAAUUAUAAUUUUGGCUUUCCAAUGUAAGCAAAUAAUUAGUUCAAGAAAUGUAAUCUGAGAUGAAGCCCUUUAGAUUUCCAAUCUAAAAGGCUUUUAAAAAGACUAAGUCAGUGUUCUGUAACAUGGUCCUGAGCACCAUGGUUAACCUCACAAAUCAAAACAGGAGAGCCGGGCACCCGUGGCUCACACCUGUAAUCCUAGCUACUGAGGAAGCAGAGAUCAGGAGGAUUGUGGUUCAA